AUGACGAUCACUGUUACCACAUCAGAUCAAUUCCAGCACAUUCUGCGUAUACUAAACACAAACGUAGACGGACGCGAAAAGGUAGUAAUAGCACUUACAGCAAUCCGCGGAGUGGGAAGAAGAUUCGCAACAGUAGUAUGCAAGGAGGCGGGAGUGGACGUGACGAAGAGAGCAGGAGAGCUGACAGCAGACGAAAUCAACAAGCUCGUGACCAUAAUCGGCUCGCCAGCACAGUUCAAGAUCCCCUACUGGUUCCUCAACCGUCAGAAGGACGUCAAGGAGGGAAAACAUAUGCAUAACACAGCCAACACGCUCGACUCGUGCCUGAGAGAGGACCUGGAGAGGCUGAAGAAGAUGAGACUACACCGCGGUCUGAGGCACUACUGGGGACUGAGAACACGCGGACAGCACACGAAGACCACAGGAAGACACGGCCGCACUGUGGGAGUUGCAAAGAAGAACACCCACGAAGUGGAGGUUAGAGUGUUUCUGCACGGCUCUGAGCGUGAUCUUGCAGCUUAUUUAAAGGAACUGCACGGCUAG
Messenger RNA from Theileria orientalis strain Shintoku, 543 nucleotides. Its product is annotated as ribosomal protein S18. The record is from RefSeq and is a predicted model, not a curated record. Gene Ontology annotation, molecular function: structural constituent of ribosome; RNA binding. Gene Ontology annotation, biological process: translation. The transcript has 2 exons. Lineage: Eukaryota; Apicomplexa; Aconoidasida; Piroplasmida; Theileriidae. Bases 1 to 543 code for a protein of 180 amino acids. Gene Ontology annotation, cellular component: ribosome; cytosol; small ribosomal subunit.